AUGGAUGCGUUCAGUGUGUCUGGAGUAGCUUCCUUCAGUGUGGAUGCCUGGCCACCUCCUGGACCGAUACCCAGCUCCUUCCAGUUCCAACACCAAGGAUCAAAUUUCGCUAUAUUCGUUAUAUUCUUCGCGUUGUGUAUGAUGGAGGUGGUAGUGCUUAAGAUCAUCACGGAAGAAAGCAGGGAACAGCUAUCCAGUGUUACCUCCCUGUGGUUUGACUUGGACGAUGAGUGA
Molecule: messenger RNA, 234 nt
Organism: Danaus chrysippus (African queen)
Lineage: Eukaryota; Metazoa; Arthropoda; Insecta; Lepidoptera; Nymphalidae
Source: the annotation of a GenBank genome assembly